AUGAUCGGCCAGAAGACGCUGCACUCCUUCUUCUCCCCGAGCCCCGCCGGGAAGCGACGAACCCGCAGCCCAGGGACCGGCGUGGCCUCCAGCGCUGAGGAGGACGACGGGGACGCGGCGGCCAGCCCCGCAAGGAAGGCCCGGGCCUGGUCGGACACGCCGCCCGUGUCGCCGCUGAGCCCGGAGCAGCUGGUCCGGAUCCAGAAGAAAAAGGCAGCGGCCUUACUCAGACUCGCCGCCCGCAACGUGCCCCGGGGCUUCGGGGAGAGCUGGAAGCAGCAGCUCCACGGAGAGUUCGGGAAGCCGUAUUUUAUCAAGCUAAUGGGAUUUGUCGCAGAAGAGAGAAAACACCACACUGUGUAUCCACCGCCAGACUAAGUCUUCACGUGGACCCAGAUGUGUGACAUCAGAGAGGUGAAGGUCGUCAUCCUGGGCCAGGACCCGUAUCACAGACCCAACCAAGCUCACGGGCUCUGCUUCAGUGUGCAGAGACCUGUGCCACCUCCACCCAGUUUGGAAAACAUUUACAAAGAGCUGUCCACGGACUUGGAUGACUUUGUCCCUCCUGGCCACGGAGAUCUGUCUGGAUGGGCCAAGCAAGGCGUCCUCCUCCUCAAUGCUGUCCUCACCGUGCGGGCACACCAGGCCAACUCCCACAAGGAGCGAGGCUAGGAGCAGUUCACGGACGCCGUCGUGUCCUGGCUGAACCACAACCUCAGCGGCCUCGUCUUUCUGCUGUGGGGCUCGUACGCGCAGAAGAAAGGCAGUACCAUCGACAGGAAGCGGCACCAUGUGCUGCAGACCGCCCAUCCCUCGCCGCUGUCUGUGUACCGGGGCUUCUUCGGCUGCAGGCACUUCUCCAAAACCAACGAGCUGCUCCGCAAGGCCGGCCGCAAGCCCAUCGACUGGAAGGCGCUGUGAUUCGUUAAAGGGGCUGCCCGCUGCUGGCCAGGUGCAGGAAGCCACCACUCAAAGGAUUGGACGUGAACCCCGCUUUAAAAAUACUAUUUUUUUCCCUCAAGUGCCUUCUGCCCACGUGGCCAUUGCACCUUCUUCGCACGGUGGCUUGAAGGCAAAUGCAACGCUGCCGGUCAGUUUCUCGACCGC
Molecule: messenger RNA, 1107 nt
Organism: Echinops telfairi (small Madagascar hedgehog)
Lineage: Eukaryota; Metazoa; Chordata; Mammalia; Afrosoricida; Tenrecidae
Product: uracil-DNA glycosylase-like
Exons: 1
Biological process (GO): base-excision repair; base-excision repair, AP site formation via deaminated base removal
Cellular component (GO): nucleus; mitochondrion
Molecular function (GO): uracil DNA N-glycosylase activity
Source: RefSeq, a predicted model, not a curated record